Molecule: messenger RNA, 1362 nt
Organism: Drosophila sulfurigaster albostrigata
Lineage: Eukaryota; Metazoa; Arthropoda; Insecta; Diptera; Drosophilidae
Gene: Tengl4
Product: endonuclease G, mitochondrial
Exons: 3
Coding region: 163-1305 (380 amino acids)
Biological process (GO): apoptotic DNA fragmentation
Cellular component (GO): mitochondrial inner membrane; nucleus
Molecular function (GO): single-stranded DNA endonuclease activity; metal ion binding; RNA endonuclease activity
Source: RefSeq, a predicted model, not a curated record
UUUUCACUCAGUACAGUAUGCUUCAAAAAUGUUCAAAUGUUCGACAACAGCUGGGAGAGCUGUUCGCUUUAGGACACAAGUUAUUAUCGAAAAUUAACUGUAAGAGCAGCCUCCCAGCAUAAGAAACGGCAUUCAGUAGACGAUUUUUAUGCUUGCGUAUAAAUGCAGCCAUAUACAAUACCACUGACAGUGGGUGUAAUCACAGGAAUUGUGGGCUUCAUAAUGGGCGCGUUGUUGCAACAAGAUGCCUCAUAUCGUGGCAUACAGAAUGCCAUGGAAACGGAUCCCUACAUCUUUCAGAGUCGACAGCAAAUCUAUGGUGCAUUGAGACUUGUGGGACGACAACGUAAUGUUCGAUCGAAUAACGCAGAACUCGAGGAUAAUGCGGUGUCCCAUGCGGAGCAUCAAGUGACCAUUCAUCGUUCGAGUGGCGAUCAUUCGUGUGCUUCGCAGGACACUGAGGACUCUGUGUUCUCCAACUAUGUGCGCUGGUUCCAGACCAAUAUGCAAGCGGUGACAAUGUUCUUCACAUUCUCACUGGGCGAUGAACCGAAUGCGCUGUGCCCCGAACACGGCACCCACGUGGCCACACUGAUGAAGUACGGCUUUCCCGGCCUUGCCGAUAUACACGUCUAUCGGAAUUUCGUACUAUCGUACGAUCGCCGUAAUCGCAUUGCGCACUGGGUGUGCGAGCAUCUCGAUGGCGAUUGCUUGCUGCAGGACAACGAUGCCGCAACGACGGCUCCGAAGCAACACGAACUGAAUGUGGACUCGAGCAUACCGUUGAUGUUUCGUGCCUCGCCGCGAGAUUAUCAGAAUACGGAUUGGGUGGCCGGACACUUGGCAUCGCCGUAUAAUUACACAUGCGACGAGAGGAAUUUUAUUGAGACAUAUUUGAUGCCAAACAUUGCGCCCGUGAGUCGAGGCCUCAAAUCGCAAAUCUGGUCGCGACUGGAGAACUAUGUGCGAGAGUUGGCCAUCAAAUGCGGAUCGGUUUAUGUGUACACGGGUCCGUUGUUUAUGCCGCAACGCAUCACAUUCCGCAAUUGGGCGAUACGACAUCAGGUGAUUGGCAUGAACACGGUGGCGGUGCCCACACAUUAUUUCAAAGUGAUCAUUGCCGAGUGCCGCAACAAAGAGCAAUUUCCCUAUGUCGAGGGCUAUGUGGUGCCCAAUGUGGAUGUCGAUAGGAAUCUGGAGCUGAGCUCGUUCCUAUCCGAUAUUCAGGACAUUGAGCAUUUUGCCGGUCUCAAGUUUUUCAAUGGUGUUCGCUGGCCCCAUUUGCAUCACAAUAAUGCAGUUUAACUGCGACCAACAACAUCAUCAUCAUUGUAAAACGAUAAAUUUGUAGUAAACUUAACA